AUGGCGGAGCAGGUGCUGUCCUGGCUUACAACCUCAACCCUAGUGAACGCAGGAGCCAGCAGCUUUGCACUCGGAAGGCGGGAGCCGGGCCAGGCGGCGGGGCAAGGCCGCGUCCCUGCCCUUCAGCGGGCAGCCGUCGGGGUCACCCCUGCAAGCGUCCCCUCUUUCUACCCGUCCCACCUCUCCUCCGCGCAGGUCCAGCAUGCCAGCAAGCAGAUCACGGCGGAGAAGCAGUACAAGGGCAUCAUCGACUGCGUAGUCCGCAUCCCCAAGGAGCAAGGCAUCAUCUCCUUCUGGAGAGGCAACCUGGCCAAUGUCAUCCGGUACUUCCCCACCCAGGCCCUCAACUUCGCCUUCAAGGACAAGUACAAGCAGAUCUUCCUGGGGGGAGUGGACAGGCACAAGCAGUUCUGGCGCUACUUCGCGGGGAACCUGGCGUCUGGGGGCGCGGCGGGAGCCACCUCCCUCUGCUUCGUCUACCCGCUGGAUUUCGCCAGGACCCGGCUGGCGGCCGAUGUGGGCAAAGGAGUCAGCGAGAGGGAGUUCACUGGGCUGGGCGACUGCAUCAUGAAGAUCUUCAAGUCUGAUGGCUUGAGGGGCCUGUACCAAGGAUUCAAUGUGUCUGUCCAGGGCAUCAUCAUCUACAGAGCAGCCUAUUUUGGGAUUUAUGACACGGCCAAGGGUAUGUUGCCUGAUCCAAAGAAUGUGCAUAUCGUAGUGAGCUGGAUGAUUGCCCAGACUGUCACUGCAGUAGCAGGGCUGGUUUCUUACCCUUUUGAUACCGUGCGACGUAGGAUGAUGAUGCAGUCUGGGCGAAAGGGAGCGGAUAUUAUGUACAAGGGCACAAUUGAUUGCUGGAAGAAGAUAGCUAAAGAUGAAGGAUCCAAAGCUUUCUUCAAAGGUGCCUGGUCGAAUGUGUUGAGAGGCAUGGGCGGAGCUUUUGUAUUAGUACUUUAUGAUGAAAUUAAGAAAUACGUCUAAAACAACAUAGUAAUGUAGUUCAAUUGUUCUCAAUCAACUUAUUAAAAAAUAUGCUUUCGUGAUGUAAUGGACAACAAAAUAUUUCCUAGGGAAACAGAAUAAAAUUUGAGUCGCAUACCUGGUUGAGAUGAGGAUGCAUUAAUUUAAAAAUUGUUCAUAACAUCACAGUUACAUUUUGUAUGAAAAUUCCUCCAACAUUUGUAUUGGAACUUGUGUAUAUAUUAUACUUCAAAUUUCAGGUAAUACAUUUUGUCUAGAGACAAGACUUGGGUAGUCUAUACCUAGUUUAAAAUCCAGUAUUGUGAGCAAGUGA
Messenger RNA from Opisthocomus hoazin, 1294 nucleotides. Lineage: Eukaryota; Metazoa; Chordata; Aves; Opisthocomiformes; Opisthocomidae. The record is from RefSeq and is a predicted model, not a curated record.